AUGUCUGUUCUCACGAGGUUUCGACCUAGCUUGGUCCAAUCCGCUCGCGCUGGGUUGCGAUUUAUGUCAGCUGCACCACAGACAGAUUCUGUUUCAGGCUUACCACUGAAAGAAGGCGAGCCUGCGCCUCUUCCUUCCAAAGACAAACCUCUUUCGCCGAAAGUGGCUGCCCUAGUAGAUGAAAUAGUGAAUUUGAGCCUCCUUGAUGUAGCAGAUCUCAAUAAAGCCUUAAAGAAGCGGCUUAACAUAGCUGAUCAACCUAUGAUGCCAGCUGGGAUGAUGAUGGCUGCUCAAGCACCGAAACCAGCACAAGCAGGUGUGUGA
Molecule: messenger RNA, 324 nt
Organism: Cylicostephanus goldi
Lineage: Eukaryota; Metazoa; Nematoda; Chromadorea; Rhabditida; Strongylidae
Source: the annotation of a GenBank genome assembly